AUGGUCAGACUCAAGCUAAACAAGCGUGAGAUUGUUGGACUCAUGGGUGUCACAGGAGGCUCUGCGAAACUUGGAAAACAUCCGCUGCAUCUGGAGCGGAUAAUACACCAAUGUGCCCAGAUUGGCGGUGCUAACUUGAAGCAUAUCUCUGAGGGACAAGUAGAGAAAUGCGUGAACAAUAUCUCUAAUUAG
Messenger RNA from Perkinsus marinus ATCC 50983, 192 nucleotides. RefSeq lists its product as hypothetical. The transcript has 3 exons. NCBI's taxonomy places the organism in Eukaryota, Perkinsozoa, Perkinsida, Perkinsidae. The coding region runs from base 1 to 192 and encodes 63 amino acids. The record is from RefSeq and is a predicted model, not a curated record.